AUGGGAUCUUUGAACCUCGUUUGCCCAAUGUGCUGUGGUGAAACGUUUAAUAAUCCGCAGUCAUUAAAGUAUCAUUUAUUAAGCAUGACAGACAACCUAUACUGUCCUGGUUGUUCGCAGCGAUCUGACUCAGUAAUGGCACUCAUUCAACAUUUGGAUCGAUGUGGACAGAGUGUUGAAUCAGAAGCAUCACUUGAAUCCAAGCAUGAGCCUGGGCAAGAAGCUCAACAGGAAUCAGAACAAGACACAGCAGUGUUAAUGAGCACAAGUGUUGAAGGGAUAGAUCAAAGUUUCCUAGCAACUGUAGAUGACAGUGGAAUUAUGAUAGUUGGGGGGGCCCAGACCAUACAAGUUGAUGAAAAUGGAGAAAUUAAAGUCGUAGAAAAAAUGGAAACUGAAGAAACACAGAUGAAGCAAAAUUCUCUGGAAUUUAAAAUAACAGAAAAAGUUCCUAGUACCGCUAGCAAAGUAGAAGAAAAAUGUUUAUCCCAAGAUCAACUAGUAACAAUUUCAACUACUUCAGAAACAGAUGAUAAAAACAGAAAUAAAAAUGUGAUCACUAUUUUACCUGAUGGUUCAGAGCUUCUUGAUGGUGACACUGGUGCUUUAAUAAAUAUGGAUCAUAUAAACGAUGUAGGAGAAUUAGAUGAAGAUGGAUUGUUACAUGUUAAACAAGAACUUUGUGAGAUAGAACCAGAAGCAGUUUAUAGUUGUACUAGUUGUGACAUGAGCUUUAAUUCUGUUGUGGAACACAUAAAGCAAUUUCAUGAUGGACAAGAAGUAUUACUUGAAAUAGCUGAUCAAUUAGAUGAUAUACCUACAGUACCUGCAACUAGCACCCUAUCCUCAGAAUCAGGAAGUGUAGUCAAUAGUAGACAAAGGCAGAGUAUGAACACUCUUCGUACAGAAGAAUGUGUUGACAGUGAAGGGAGAUUAUAUACAAGAAAAGUAGUACAAAUAGAAAGGUUCUGGGAUAGAACUCCAAUGCAAACAUCACUUCAGUCUACCAAGGCACCAAUGAUUGAAAAGUUUUUUUCCAAUGCGCAAGGGGUAAAGGUACGAGAGAAAAGAUUGGCCGCUGCACCAAUGAGAAUGUACAGAUGUAAUCAGUGCCUUCAGCAGUUCUCAAAAUUGGGAAACUUCCGAGUACAUGCGUGUCUUCAUGGCAAUAAUCGUUGCGAUAGUUGUGACCAAACUUUCGCAACACCGAAAGCGUUACAGCUCCAUGCCAAGGUACACGAAGGUGAACCCGAUCCAAAUCAAAAAUCUUUCGUAUGCGAAACCUGUGGUACGGAGUUUUGUUCGCACAAAAGUUUGCGUUUGCAUUCUCGAAUGCACGCGCCGGUCAGAGCAAGGCAUGUUGCAGCACCUGAGGGUACACGUAGCGCUGCAACAUUCAUAUGUUGCGAGUGUGGUAAAACAUUAGCAGAAUCGUACAAAGAAGCGCAUAUGGCUUUGCACUCCGGUGACUCUGUAACUUGUACAGUGUGUAACAGAAAAUUCGAUUCUGCUGAUAGUUUAGCAAUGCAUGCAGCAGUGCAUACGGAAUUAAGUCAACCUCAUUCACAACAUCAAAAGCCUUAUCAGUGUCAACACUGCGGCCGAAGAUUUACAAGACCUCACGAGAAAGUAAAACACGAACGUAUUCAUACCGGAGAAAAGCCACACGCGUGUGAAGUUUGCGGUAAAACUUUUCGUGUUUCUUAUUGUUUAACCUUGCACAUGAGAACUCACACUGGCGUCAGACCAUAUGGAUGCCAACUUUGUGGCAAGAGAUUCAAAGCUUCCUCUGUUUAUAAUCAUCAUUUACGUACGCACGGAGAAGAACGUGCUUACACAUGUACUUACUGUCCAAAAACAUUUAAAACACGUGUUCAAUUAGCGGGACAUAAGAAUAGUCAUACUAAACCGUUUCGAUGCACCGAGUGUUCUCGACCUUUUGCUUCCUUAUAUGCCGCGCGUACUCACAUACAAACUCACAAGAAGGACAAUAAUUUAAAAUUUAGUUGUUAUAUCUGUGGUGCGUCCUAUGGUAGAGCAUUUGCGUUGAAAGACCACUUAAAGCAACAUGGUCAAGAUGUACUAGCUCCACCGGAACCAGCAAGAGAAGAAGAGAUUCACGAAGGAGAAGAUUUUUUGCUUGCAGAGGAAGAGGUUGAAGAUGAUGAAUUAGUUAUCCCAUCACCAUUACCCGUUGCACAAUCAUCAGAAGCUGAUGACACAGAAUGAGACUAUGAAAACUAGUCAGAUGUUUGUUAUAAAUUGUAGUUUAAAAUUGUUCAAUAUAACAGAAAAGAUG
Habropoda laboriosa is the source of this 2299-nucleotide messenger RNA. Its product is annotated as zinc finger protein 436-like. Gene Ontology annotation, biological process: regulation of transcription by RNA polymerase II. Gene Ontology annotation, molecular function: RNA polymerase II cis-regulatory region sequence-specific DNA binding; DNA-binding transcription factor activity. NCBI's taxonomy places the organism in Eukaryota, Metazoa, Arthropoda, Insecta, Hymenoptera, Apidae. The record is from RefSeq and is a predicted model, not a curated record.